CUGGGGGAUGGCUAACAUGAGACAUUAGCCCUCUGCUAACGUUAGUAAUUCUUGGGCAACUUUAUAUUCUUUUUCCACACAUCGUGGAAAAAAGCUCUGUGGACUUGAAUUUCCACAACUUAACACAUCUCCUGUACAGAGGUACAAAAUGACAACCAUCACAACGGGUGGAAAUGUUGAAUCUGUAACUGUGAGGAGAACAGAGUCUGCAGAUGCUCAGGAGAUCAACAAUCUUAUCAGACCUAAAACUACGGCUAUAUUUGGAAAUAUCAAUGUAAUAUAUUUGCUAGAAAGGGCAAACUUGGCAGUAACUGUAACCACAAAAAAGGAUGACGUUCUUGCACAUGCUGCCUUUCUGGACUAUCCCAUGGGGGACUUUGUGGAUCAAGCUGAUUGGGAGUCAUUUUUGCAGCAGCACUUCAAUGCUGAAAAAUGCACACCCAUGAACACACUGUUUUUGCAUCUCUUUGUUGCACAACCCGACGCUUCCUCUGGCACUGCAAAAGAGAUUGUCAGGACUGUCUUUAAUGCCAUCACAGAGCUGCAAUACAUCCUAUUGGUUGUACCAAACAAAUGCUGCAUUGGUGACUUAGAGCCAGCAUUGGUGGAAAUUUUUGAGCCAAUGAAGUCUCUGAAAAAAACAGAGGUCCCCUUCUCUGCAUUUGUAUGCCACCGGCAUCAGCAUUGUCCCCAGCUACACAUCCGCAGAGCAAGGGUGGAGGAUCACGAUGACCUCAUCCAGAUCUUCACAGAGCAGAUGAAGGCCCUCUCCAGCACCUAUGGCAGCUACUUCCUGGCUGAGCUCAUCGAGGCUCAGGAUAAGGAGAACCAUGCAGCUGUCUGUGAGAGUGAUGGAACUGCUGUGGGCUUUAUCAGUGUCAGUGGGAACAUAAAUUUGACCAUGCUCAAUGAAUGCUUUGAACUUGGACCCUUCAAUGGGCUGCGCAAGACAAAGGCAGAGACCCCUACUGCAGAGUCCCUUCUGCAGCCUGACCCCCUAUUGUCCACCCCCUCAAUGGACGCCACUGAAGCACAAAAGCCAAACAAGGAGGUCAGUGAUUGUAAUGAGGAGUGCAGAUCUGAUGAUGAGCUGUCAAAUCAGCUAAGCAGUGAGCAGCAGUCGGAGACUGAGACGGAGCCCGAGUCGGAUCCUCCAAAUGCAUUCCGUGUCCAGCUCUUUGUCAUCGACAAAAGAUUGGAGAUGAGGUCUGUAGACUUCCUUCCUUACGUCUUCAAACAGUUCCCUGAUCGUGAUUUCUGCAUCAUGUCCGUGCCCAAGCUGGCCCCAGAGUUCCCCCUGCUCCAGUCCUUCCUGCGUGUGGUACCCCAUCACACCAGCAGCCUGCCCCAGGAGCUCUACAUCUUCCACCGUGCCGGCCUGCUCAAGACGUUUGAUGUGCGCGUGGCUGUGUCCACCGACAUGCCCGCUGUCCAACGCCUGGUGGAAAAGCUCGGCCUACACCAGUCUCUCGUGGCGGAUCUGGACUCCUUCCUCAAGGCCCGCCGAGACCUGGAUGGAACCCCUUUGCAGGCAUUUGUAGCUGUGGUGCAGAAGCAAGUCGUUGGAGUAAUGAUCAUUAAAAAUGAACAGGACAUGGAGUACAUCCGAGCGAACUACAGCAUCGAGAAUUUCAUCUACUUCAGCUACCACCGGCACGAAGAGCAUGGCCAGCUGUGCCACUUGGCGCUCAACCCCACCUUUCAGCACCAUGCCAAGCACUUCCUCAAGGAGGCGCUGCGCCUCGCCCACAAGUCCUGCCUCUACUACCCCAUCUACCCACCACUCCACGAGCACAAGAAUUCCUGUGGCCACUACCUGACGGUGGCGUUGAACCACAUGGUGCCCGUGCGUCCACGCCGGCAGAUCAUCCUCUCUCUGGAGGAGCUUGGCACGAACGCGCCAUCGCAGCAGAUCACCAAGGAGCAGCCACCGUAUGCACUCAACCAUUUCAAUCGGAAGCUGACGAUGGAACCCAAAGUCACCAUCAAUGCCAGGAUAGUGGUUGUGGGCGCGUCGGACACAGGUCUGUCCUUCCUGGAGGUCUUCAUAUUCUGCCCUCAUCUCAGGUUCAACAACAUCACUUUGAUCUCCACUCACGGCAUCCCAGCCAGUCACAGCCCCGAGGCCACCAGGUUCCUGGCGACGAGCCAUGGCUACAGUUCAAGGGUCCAUGCCCAGCUCUCUCUGCGCUCCUGGAUAAACAUUGUGAUGGGUAAGAUGAUUGCCAUUGACCGGGCUUCCAAACACGUGCUGGUGACAGGCGGCAGAAAAGUCCCGUACGACCAUCUCAUCCUCUGCACUGGGCAACAGUACCAGGUCCCCUGUCCAACUGGCGCGGACAUCAGUAAUGUUGCGUCCAGUGGUGGCCUCCCUGUGCAGACAAGGCAUGAGAGGUACACGGGCCCAGUGCCCUCCAACCUCUUCACCCUCAACGACGAGCUCGACUGCCAGGCUGCCUACGACUGGCUGGUCAACAAUUUCAUAGAGCAGGAAGGGGACGCUGUUGUUUAUGGUAACAGCAUUGACGUGUACAGCUGUGUGGAAGCCCUGUUGGCCACUGGGGUAUGUGGCUCCAGGAUACACCUGGUCCACCCACCUACCAACAGCCUGGAGUCCUGCUUCAGUGACCCCACAGUGGGGAAAGCAGUGACGUCGGCCUUGGACAAGUGUGGCGUUCACGUACACCACAGCUACCUAUUGGCUCAGUGGAAUGACGGACAACACCCUGACCCUAUCACAUCAGUAUCCUUCACUAGCGGACUAGUGGAUGGACCUCCUCUUCGACUGGAGUGUGCUGUUUUCCUGAAUCUCUCCACGAAAAACGUCGACUACGACGCCUUUAAGACCAUCAACGAUGCCUGUCUGGUGUAUGACGGACGCAUGGUCAUCAAUACCACCUUCCACACCAAUGACUCCACCAUCAGAGCCGCAGGCCCCAUGACCAAGUUCGCCCGCCGUUACCACGCUGACCAGUGGUCCCACGGCAACUUCAACUCGACGGAGGUGGGCCGGGAGCUGGCCGCCGUGCUUCUGCCCUUCUUCGACCCGACUUUGGAGUUCAUCAAAGACCCCCCCAUCGACACGGACCGCCUCAUACCGCUCUAUAGCCAAGCCAAGGUCCAAGGUGCACGACUGCCAGGAGGGUUCAGUUACCUGCAUGCAACCAAACCAGCUGUUUGGCUCACAUCCCCAAGAGAUUCAGAUGGCAGGGACAUCAUCACUGGAAGGACAGAGACGGGGAACUACUUCCGCCUGCACCUUGACCAGCACAGCAUGGUGGACACCAUCACCUGUAUAUCCAUGAAGCCGCUGCCCGUGUCCAACUACCUGUGUCUCUACGGCAAACACGAGCAGUUGCUCAACCACCUGUGCUCUCGCUACGACGAAGGCCUGGUUUAUGACCUCUACAGCUACUUCCAGGAGAGAUGGUGUCUGGCAAUUUACCAUGACCGCUUCCCUGAUUUCGAGGAAGAGAUGCACCAUAUCAUGGAAUCCACGCAAAUACAGCUUCAGGGUGAUGCCUUGUCUAUACCUGAACUCAUUCAGAGACUGGUGGAGGCUAAUGUGGAAAUCACAGAAGAACCAGAGCAUUUCCUCAAGAAGAGUUUUGAGAAGAGCAAGGGAUUAGCCUCCUUGAAGAAGAGCGCCCUCAAUUACCUUAAGUACAACAGAUACCAUCUGACCAUGUAUGCACAGCCUGGAUUACUGUGAGUGCAUCACAUCUCAGUUUCCUCCUGCCUCUCUCUUUAUUAAACUCUGUAUUGUUGUGAUUUCA
Molecule: messenger RNA, 3776 nt
Organism: Alosa alosa (allis shad)
Lineage: Eukaryota; Metazoa; Chordata; Actinopteri; Clupeiformes; Clupeidae
Gene: cfap61
Product: cilia and flagella associated protein 61
Exons: 26
Coding region: 149-3712 (1187 amino acids)
Source: RefSeq, a predicted model, not a curated record